Messenger RNA from Olea europaea var. sylvestris, 1622 nucleotides. RefSeq names its product histone-lysine N-methyltransferase ASHH3. Gene Ontology annotation, molecular function: histone H3K36 methyltransferase activity; protein binding. The coding region runs from base 181 to 1332 and encodes 383 amino acids. Gene Ontology annotation, biological process: regulation of DNA-templated transcription. The transcript is spliced from 14 exons. Gene Ontology annotation, cellular component: chromatin; nucleus. The record is from RefSeq and is a predicted model, not a curated record. Lineage: Eukaryota; Viridiplantae; Streptophyta; Magnoliopsida; Lamiales; Oleaceae.
UGAAAACUGGUGAAAUGAGACCGUUACAUUACAAAUCCCAUUUCUAACAAAAUUACAAUUCACUCCCUCACCUGUCAACAAUUUCUCCCUCUCUCCGUUCCCCUCGCUGCCAUCGAUUCCCUUCUUCCGGCUGCAAACUAUAAUCUCUUAGUAUUUCUAAGCAGCCAACUUAUUGAGGCCAUGACCAUUAUGAAGAAGCAGCAUUCUGGACGUAGUGUUACUUUGCAAGUAUUUGAUAAAUUGGUGGAGGAGAUUGGAUGUCCAGUUGACUUUGAACUUCCUGAAUGUUUAAAUAAAUGGAAACCUACACCCUACUCCUUUAUCAGGCGCAAUGUAUAUCUUGUGAAGAAGGUUAAAAGGCGUCAGGAGGACGAUGGCAUCUUUUGUUCAUGCAGCUCAAUGGCUGGAUCAUCUGGGGUUUGUGGCAGAGAUUGCCUAUGUGGCAUGCUCAUGUCGAGCUGCUCUUUUGCCUGUAAUUGUGGGAUCUCCUGUGUGAAUAAGCCAUUCCAUCAACGACCUGUGAAAAAGAUGAAAACAGUUGAGACUGAGAAAUGUGGACUGGGAGUUGUGGCUGGGGAAGAUAUUAAGCAAGGAGAGUUCGUGAUAGAAUAUGUUGGAGAAGUGAUCGAUGACAAAACAUGUGAGGAAAGGCUUUGGAAAAUGAAACACCGUGGAGAGACAAAUUUUUACUUGUGUGAAAUUAAUAGAGACAUGGUGAUUGAUGCAACUUACAAGGGAAACAAAUCCAGAUACAUAAAUCACAGUUGCUGUCCCAACACUGAGAUGCAGAAAUGGAUGAUUGAUGGUGAAACAAGAAUAGGUAUAUUUGCAACUCGUGAUAUUGUAAAGGGCGAACAUCUGACCUAUGAUUAUCAGUUUGUUCAAUUUGGAGCAGAUCAAGAUUGCUUCUGUGGUGCUACAGGCUGCAGGAAAAAGCUAGGAGUUAAGCCUAAUAAAUUGAAAAUGCCUUCAGAUGCUGCAUUGAAGAUAGUAGCAUGUCAAAUGGCUGCCAAUUCUCCGAAAAUGAAAGCAGCUCUAUCCUCCCUCAAAAAAGGGAUUACAGCCUCAAAUAAUUCUGAAAAAAUAGGAAAACAUGUCCAUUCAAAUGGAAUUCCUGCUGUAGGAGGUUUAGGUUGUAAAUCUAUUUCAAGAAGAAAACCUCAUAAUUGCAUUGGUUCAGUAAUAAGAAUUAUUCGCUCUUUGGAUAAGAGGUCUUUUGGGAUAAUAAAACGAUUUGAUAAGGCCACAAGAAGACAUUCGAUCAUGUUUGAAGAUGGCAGUUCAGAGUUUCUAGACUUGUCAAAAGAAGAAUGGGAAUUUUACAACCAUUAAUCUAACUUGUAUUAGAAGUAAGAAUUAAUGUAACAGAUCAAGCCCCUGUUCUAACUCAUUACACAGAGACAUUUACUGCUUCAGCCCAAUCGGCAGGUUGUACCAUUUCCUGAUCUCAAUUCUUUCAGACAAUAAGUUCACCUUUAUGUUUCGUCUUACGAAUAAUAGUAUAAGCAAUGCAAAUGUAAUUUUAGCUUAGAAUUUGAAUGAUUAGAAUAUGCAGAAUUUGAAACAGUGUUGUUAACAGCAUUUCACUUGAUAAAAUGCAUUUAACUUUGAACUGCCCUUUU